Verruconis gallopava is the source of this 1583-nucleotide messenger RNA. RefSeq lists its product as uncharacterized. Bases 103 to 885 code for a protein of 260 amino acids. Gene Ontology annotation, biological process: iron-sulfur cluster assembly. Lineage: Eukaryota; Fungi; Ascomycota; Dothideomycetes; Venturiales; Sympoventuriaceae. Gene Ontology annotation, molecular function: 2 iron, 2 sulfur cluster binding. The record is from RefSeq and is a predicted model, not a curated record. Gene Ontology annotation, cellular component: cytoplasm; mitochondrion. The transcript is spliced from 2 exons.
CACCACUUCACUGACCGCAUCGUCGUCGGCAACGAGCCCUAUGUAGUAUAACACGGCCUUGGUUUUUCUUUGAGUUAUUUCACGUCACGAACAAGAACAUCAAUGGCAUCAUCCAGCACGGCCGCAUGUGCCACCGUUUUUCGGUUCUUCGCAUCCGCAACCCCAAGACGAUGUCCGCAGUGCCUGCGCACCUUCUCCUCGUACCGCUCCUUCAGACAGUCAUCAAAAAGACAGUUGAUGACUGAGAGUGCGUAUCGGCCUCAGACCUUAGACCCUCCUCCGCCUCCACCAAGAAAUGCCGAUGUCCCAGACCCUUUGUUAGCCGGCGGAACAGCCUCGACGACGGACCAGCGGUUCACUUGGUCGACUAGCGAACCGCAGAAGCAAACAAAGUCAGAGAAACCCGCGUCAUCUUACAGUGUUGCAGAGCGCGAAGCGCAGACGUCUCAGCCCGUGACGCCGUCCCCACAGUCGCGUGCACAGCCUUCCACCUCAUCUGCGGCGAAUGCGUCCACGAAUUCGCAAGCCACACCGCAGAAGCGCAAGUUACGUCCGCGUAAAGCGGCGAUGACGCUGACUCCUGCAGCUGUGUCUCAGCUCCGCAAUCUGCUGAACGACCCCGAGCCCAAGCUCAUACGUGUGGGCGUCAAGAACAAGGGCUGCUCGGGCUCGGCAUAUCAUUUGGAGUAUGUGGACAAGCCAGGCAAGUUCGACGAGCAGGUUGAGCAGGAUGGAGUCAAAGUCUUGAUUGAUAGCAAGGCUCUGAUCAAGGUCAUCGGCAGUGAAAUGGAUUGGGUUGAGGACAAACUGAGCUCAAGAUUCACGUUUAGAAAUCCCAACGUCACUGAGCAAUGUGGAUGUGGCGAGUCAUUCAGCGUGUCGUAACCAACACUCGAGCAUCUUCGACCGAAAGAAGCAUAGGAAUGGCGUUUUUUCCUUCUGUAGAAAGACUACCCCUCAAAGAAAGCGUAUCAUACAUAAUGGAGAAAGACAACUUUUCCCUGCCUCGAGCCUGUAUCUCAAAGUUCAAAACACUCCCGUCUCAAAAUCAACAACACAUGCACUCUGAAUUAUGCCUGCUAGGCUCUGUUUGAAGGCCUGAUGCGCAGGAUCCUUCUCUACGUAGUAAUCUCUGUCGGCUUCAGAUUCAAACCACAUAACAAAUGCGUGGGUCGUGUCGCCCUGCUAUAUCAUCAGCACGAUGUAGUGCUUGUCAAGGUCUGGCAAAGAGCAUUUAAUCUGACCGCGAGUCCUUCUUUGCUGUUAUUCUUGCCUCCCAUGGUAGAGCGUAUGUACGGUUUCUUUGUUUCUGGGUGCAAGCAUGUGUUCGCCAAGUUCAACAUGUCCGCACAUGCCUGUUCGAAAGUCAGCAUUGUCGGUAUAGCUGGCACUGAGCUCAAUCCUCAUACCUUCGCCACUUGAGCAGGGGUGGCAUCAGGCUUGAAGCCAAAUAGCACAAUGUGAACAAUGGUCAUCUUGGAUAAACCUGGAAUCAAAAGCGAAUAGAUGAUUGUGUGAAUUAGCUCUCAGUUUUGCAGAUAUUGUUACUAUAAGACUUCUGAUCCCCGAAGCGGGGCUUGUGG